This is a messenger RNA of Archocentrus centrarchus (flier cichlid), 3845 nucleotides long. It is a transcript of the gene satb2, whose product is annotated as SATB homeobox 2. Gene Ontology annotation, molecular function: RNA polymerase II cis-regulatory region sequence-specific DNA binding; DNA-binding transcription factor activity, RNA polymerase II-specific. Gene Ontology annotation, biological process: regulation of transcription by RNA polymerase II; chromatin remodeling. The transcript has 15 exons. The coding region runs from base 218 to 2917 and encodes 899 amino acids. NCBI's taxonomy places the organism in Eukaryota, Metazoa, Chordata, Actinopteri, Cichliformes, Cichlidae. The record is from RefSeq and is a predicted model, not a curated record.
GCUGCGCUGCCAGGUGUCUUCGCGUUCAUACCGAGGUUUCAGUGGAAAGAUCCAGCAGCACAGGACCCGCGCGAUCCAGGAGUCGAAUCAAAGCCCAGCCCUGGAUUCAAUACUCCUGAUCAAUGGACAGAGCCUCCUCAGCGGGCAGCAGCGCUACAGACACGUCGUAAACAACUCAUUCUCUCUGGCCGGAGAUCCUCUGGGGGCCUGGAGGAGGAUGGAGCGAGGAGGGGAGAGUCCCAUCACCCAGGACAGUCCUGAGCGAAGGGGAGGCAGCCCAGAUCUCAGUGGCCUCCCGCCACCGGGGAAGAAGGGCCGGUUGGAGCUCAACGGGAGUCCCACUGGGCCACGAAUACGCCACAACGGAGCCCCACCAAGACCCCUUGGAGGUCUGAUGAUUCCAGUCUUCUGUGUGGUGGAGCAGUCAGAUGGGGGGAUCCAGACAGAUGUGUGUGAGGGACGAGAGGAGCACGCAGAGUUUGUCCUGGUCAGGAAGGAUAUUCUCUUCUCUCAGCUGGUGGAGACGGCUCUGCUGGCCCUCGGUUACUCCCACAGCUCUGCUGCACAAGCCCACGGCAUCAUCAAGGUGGGAAAGUGGAACCCACUGCCCAUCCACUUUUUGACUGAUGCUCCAGAAGCAACUGUCGCCGACAUGUUGAUGGAGGUCUACCACAUGGUCACAUUACGCAUUCAGCUACAAAGUUUUUCAAAGCUGGAGGAUCUGCCCUGCGAACAGUGGAACCAUGCGACCGUCAGGAAUGCUCUCAAAGAGCUUCUGAAAGAAAUGAACCAAAGUACUCUGGCCAAAGAGUGUCCUCUGUCACAGAGCAUGAUUUCCUCCAUAGUGAACAGCUCCUACUAUGCCAACGUCUCCACUGCCAAAUGUCAAGAAUUUGGUCGUUGGUACAAGAAGUAUAAAAAAAUCAAAGGAGAUUACUUGGAGAAGAUGUGGUCUGGACGAGAUGCUACUGAUAUUAAAAUUGAGAGAGACAACAUGGCCGACUUCUGUGUGUUGGGCCAGAGACCUCCACCUCAUUUGGCUGGCCUGGCACAGCUCAGUCACCUGGGAGCCAGCAGUCCCCUCCUCAAAGCAGGAUCUGGAGAUCCACAGGCACCCUCCCAGACACCCCAGCAACCACCUCCUCCUCCUCAGCAACAGCCGUCACCUCACGGCCCCCUCCACCACAGCCCUCCUCUCCGUACAGGGCCUCCUCCUCCCCCACCUCCUCCACCUGGUGCCCUGCAGCCCCUGCUGGGCCCAGGUGGACUGCUCUCCCCUCAACUCUCCCCGCAGCUGGUACGGCAACAGCUCGCCAUGGCCCACCUCAUAAACCAACAGCUAGCCGUGAGCCGCCUGCUGGCUCACCAGCACCCUCAAGCUCUCAACCAGCAGUUUCUCAACCAUCCGCCCAUCCCUCGGGGUUCAUCCAAAGUGGGGGGUGACCACCCUGGAAGCAACCCCUCUGCUUCUGAAGUCUCCUCUGAAAUCUACCAGCAGGUCAGAGAUGAGCUGAAGCGAGCUAGCGUGUCCCAGGCUGUGUUUGCCCGCGUGGCUUUCAACCGUACACAGGGCUUGCUCUCAGAGAUCCUGAGGAAGGAGGAGGACCCUCGCACAGCCUCACAGUCUCUGCUGGUGAAUCUGAAGGCCAUGCAGAACUUCCUCAAUCUGCCGGAGAGCGAGCGAGACCGAAUCUACCAGGAGGAGAGAGAACGCACCAUGAACCCUUCAGUGGGCCUUCCCGCCUCCAACUCCUCCAACCCUGGCGCACCGCGCCUUUCACAGAAAGUGUGGGAGAGAAGCUUGGAUGACCAGAAAAUCCCAGAUACCUGGGCCUCCAUCUGGAAGAACAAGGCUAAGAUCUGUAACUCUCCCAAGCCGUCUGGCCCGGCCCCCGACCUCCCACUGAAGCUGGAGUCACUGGUCAACAUUACGUCAGGUAUCUAUGAUGAAAUUCAGCAAGAGAUGAAGAGAGCCAAAGUGUCCCAAGCUCUGUUUGCAAAGGUGGCCGCCAACAAGAGCCAGGGCUGGCUGUGCGAGCUGCUUCGGUGGAAGGAGAACCCGAGCCCAGAGAACCGCACUCUGUGGGAGAACCUGUGCACCAUCAGGAGGUUCCUGACGCUGCCGCAGGCUGACAGAGAUCUGGCAUACGAGGAGGAGUCCAGACACCAUCACACCGAGAGGCUGCACACUGUCCUCCACAUGCCACAGGACACGCAGCUCUUUUGUCUUUCUCGCCAGGCGCUUCACAGGCCACCCCCAGUCCCCAUGAAGGAGCACCACCUGUCUCCAAUGCGUGAGGAGCCGUUGUCUGCCCCAGUGAAUGAGGAGAGGUCACAGAACAUGGGUGCAGGACCUACAGGUGUUCCACCUGGCAAUGUUGGCAGUGCAGGAAGUAAUAAGAAGCCCCGGUCACGCACUAAGAUUUCCCUGGAGGCCCUGGGUAUUCUGCAGAGCUUCAUCCAGGAUGUUGGCCUGUACCCAGACCAGGAGGCCAUUCACACCUUGUCUGCACAGCUUGACCUCCCCAAACACACCAUCAUCAAGUUCUUCCAGAACCAGCGGUACCACGUCAAGCACCACGGCCGCCUCAAGGACCUGGGUGAGGGUGCUGCUGCCAGCGGAGGGGUUGAUGUCAGCGAGUACAGGGAAGAGGAGUUGCUUUCAGGCUCAGAGGACCCAGAGUCGAGCGAGGAUGGGGCUGAGGAGAUCUACCAGCCCACAGAGGGGAACAGUGGGAGCACCGGGGGGCUGAACCAACCUCCAACAUCCUCCAGCUCCAACUCCAGCCAGUCGUCUUUAGGGCCCAAUGCGGCUCAGGAAGAGGGGAAGGACAAAGGGCAAGGCAGGCUUAGUGGAUCUCUGGCCCCUGGGAGUUCCUCAUCCAGUCCUCGAGAGCAGGCGGACUACCAGAGGUAGAGACUGACAACAGAGGAGAGGACAGAGAUAAAGACAGAAUGAGAAGAAGCAGGAAAAAUGGAUGUUCUGUGAUAGUGAAGUGAAGAAUUUCUUGUGAACUGAUGGAGGGUGGCAGCAUAGGAAGGUGAAUGUCUAUCCAGGCACAUUAACCAAGAAACCAUUGGGCUGAAACACUGUACAUCUGAAAUGAUCAGACAGACUUGUGUACAGUUCCAAUCACAGAUUUGUAGAGUGAAAUUACCUCAAUAGAAGAAAACAGGUUACCAGAGUGCUGUGAUACAGCAGUAGUUGUAUAAAUGUGAAAGAAUAUUCCCCAAGGAAUGUUUAAAUCAUUCACCCCAGAUUUUCAUUCGUACAAAAGACUUUUAAUACUCAUGACUCCAACCUCGAAACAGUCGCACCAAUUUAGAAAAGCCACUCCAAAGGUGUGGGAUGUUCCUCCUCUGUAAAGACCGAGCACAGUCACAUAGGACUUAAAUGUUGGGCUGGAUUCGCCCCCAAACAGUGGCUGGUUCCUGGGGCACACGGAGAACUCUACAAUCUAAAAAAUGGAAAUCCUCAGGACACACAUUGAUGUUGCUAAUGCCUCUACCUGCCUGAGACCGCAGGUAGAGAGCACUCUCUGUGCAUCUUCAAGCUUUAUUUCAUUACGGAAAAAAAGGGCAAUGGGCGACACACUUCCCGCCUCUGCCUCACAAUCACACUCCAGAAGAGUCCAAUGUAACACUUACUGUUCACAAAGACGCUGAUAUUUAGUGGAUGUGCUGUAUUCAUGUCCCACUUCUUCCCUCCUUCUGUCUCGCCUCUCGAGCCUGGAGAAAGAAAAAGAAAAGUUUUUAAAUGAGCGUGGAGAGCAGCAGUGGACAGUCUGGCAGGAGGACAGUGCAGAGGAUGUGGCGUGGAGGGACACUCACAUUCAUGACUGGCA